AUGUCCCCAGUUGGGUUAACAGUUACUGAAAUUGUGCCCACAUGCAGACUCAGAGAAGAAUUUAACUUGUAUGGGCUGUAUAAAGAAGGGGAUAUCAUUUUGGGUGGGAUAUUUGAAAUCCACUUUAUAACAGUGUAUCCUGAACUGUCCUUUACUGCUAAGCCUGAGCCAUUGAGCUGUGAGCGCUUUGAUUUUGCAGGAUUUCAGUGGGCACAGACCAUGGCUUUUGCCAUUGAGGAAAUAAACAGAGACCCUGCUCUUCUCCCCAACAUCACACUGGGAUACAGGCUGUAUGACAACUGUGUGAAGCUGGCAGUGGCUCUGAGAGCAGCAACAGCUCUGAUCAGCGGAGAGGAUGAUUCUGUCACUGACUACAGCUGUACAGGGACUCCCCCUGUCUUAGCCAUUGUUGGGGAUCCUGGUUCUACACAUUCUAUCACCAUAUCAAGAAUGCUGGGUCUCUUCCGGGUUCCAAUGGUCAGUUAUUAUGCCACCUGCUCUUGCCUAAGCAAUAGAAAGGAGUUCCCCUCUUUCUUCAGGACUAUUCCCAGUGAUACGUUCCAGGUCAAAGCCAUGGUUCAAAUCAUCAGGCAUUAUGGGUGGACUUGGGUUGGUGUAGUUGUGAGCAAUGAUGACUAUGGGCUGUAUGCUUUAAAAACCUUUACUGAGGAGGUAAAUAGAUUUGGCUGCAUAGCUUUCUCGGAAAUCCUCCCUCGUAACAACAACACCUCUGAAAUUCUUAAGAUCAUCAGGACCAUCAAAGAGUCAUCUGCCAAAGUUAUUGCUGUGUUUUCUACAGGAGCUUAUCUGAUUCCUCUGACUGAAGAAAUUGUUCAGCAAAAAAUCAGAGGCAGGCAGUGGAUUGCAAGUGAGGGUUGGACAUCCUCCCUUGUCUUUCAUACUAAGGAGUUACUGCCUUAUUUAGGUGGAACUAUAGGAAUUGCAGUUCGCAGAGGUGAAAUCCCAGGACUGGAAAACUUUCUCCUUCAGAUUCGCCCUGUGUUAGACACCAGGAACAACUUAGUCAAACUGUUCUGGGAAACGAUGUUUGACUGCAAAUUCCAAGACGAGGGAAACAAUCACAAUAAGUCAAACUCAGAAGGUAAUAACAUCUGCACAGGUUCAGAAGACAUUGAAAGCAAAAAAACUGCUUACAGUGAUGUGUCAGAACUGCGGGCUUCCUACAAUGUGUAUAAAGCCGUGUACGCCUUGGCACACUCCCUGCACAACCUGAUGUCCUGUGAGCCUGGAAAAGGGCCCUUUCAGAAUAACUCCUGUGCAGACAUCACAACUGUGCAGCCCUGGCAGCUGCUGCACUACCUGGCGAGAGUGAACUUCACUACUCACUAUGGAGACAGGGUGUCCUUCGAUGAGAACGGAGAUGCUCUUGCAAUCUAUGAUGUGAUGAACUGGCAGAGGGCCGAUGACGGGUCUGUGAAAACAGUAACAAUCGGUCUGUUUGAUGAAUCAGCUCCUGCUGGACAAGAGCUCACACUGAACGAAGACAAGAUCUUCUGGAACUUUGAAUAUAACUCUCCCCCCAGGUCUGUGUGCAGUGAAAGCUGUCAGCCUGGCACCAGGAAGGCAACCAGGAAAGGGGAGCCCCUCUGCUGUUUCGACUGUAUACUUUGCGCAGAGGGAGAGAUCAGCAACCAGACAGGAUUUCAGUGGGCACAGACCAUGGCUUUUGCUAUUGAGGAAAUAAACAGAGACCCUGCUCUUCUUCCUAACAUCACACUGGGAUACAGGCUGUAUGACAAUUGUGUGAAGCUGGCAGUGGCUUUUCGAGCAGCAACAGCUCUGAUCAGCGGAGAGGAUGAUUCUGUCACUGACUACAGCUGUACAGGGACUCCCCCUGUCUUAGCCAUUGUUGGGGAUCCUGGUUCUACACAUUCUAUUGCCAUGUCAAGAAUGCUGGGCCUCUUUGGGGUUCCAAUGGUCAGUUAUUAUGCCACCUGCUCUUGCCUAAGCAAUAGAAAGGAGUUCCCCUCUUUCUUCAGGACUAUUCCCAGUGAUACGUUCCAGGUCAAAGCCAUGGUUCAAAUCCUCAGGCAUUAUGGGUGGACUUGGAUUGGUGUAAUUGUGAGCAAUGAUGACUAUGGGCUGUAUGCAGCCAAGACUUUUAUUGAAGAAGUAAAUAAAUUUGGCUGCAUAGCUUUCUCUGAAAUCCUCCCUCGUAACAAUGACAAGUCUGAAAUUCUUAAGAUCAUCAUGACCAUCAAACAGUCAACGGCCAAAGUUAUUGUUGUGUUUUCAACAGAAGCUUAUCUAAUUCCAUUGGCAGAAGAAAUUGUUCGGCAAGAAAUCAGAGGCAGACAGUGGAUUGCUAGUGAAGCCUGGACUGCCUCACCUGUCUUCCACACUAAGGAGUUACUGCCCUAUUUAGGUGGGACUAUAGGAAUUGCAGUUCGCAGAGGAGAAGUUCCAGGGCUGGAACAAUUUCUCCUUCAGAUUUACCCUGUGUUUGACUCCAGGAACAAUUUAAUCAAACUGUUCUGGGAAAAGAUAUUUGAUUGCAAAUUUCAUAAUGAAAUAAAGAAUCGGAAUUUGUCAAACUUGGAAGACAACAAAAUCUGCACAGGUUCAGAAGAUAUUGAAAAAACCAAAACGUCUUACAGUGAUGUUUCAGAACUACGGGUUUCCUACAACGUGUAUAAAGCAGUGUACGCCUUGGCACACUCCCUGCACAAUCUGAUGUCCUGUGAGCCUGGAAAAGGGCCCUUUCAGAAUAACUCCUGUGCAGAAAUCACAACUGUGCAGCCCUGGCAGCUGCUGCACUACCUGGCGAGAGUGAACUUCACUACUCACUAUGGAGACAGGGUGUCCUUCGAUGAGAACGGAGAUGCUCUUGCAAUCUAUGAUGUGAUGAACUGGCAGAGGGCCGAUGACGGUGUCUGCUUUCUGCUGGCUUUCCUUGCAAGGAACCUGCCUGAUAACUUCAAUGAAGCCAAGUUCAUCACUUUCAGCAUGCUCAUCUUCUGUGCAGUUUGGAUCGCUUUCAUACCAGCUUAUGUCAGCUCUCCUGGGAAAUACUCGGAUGCUGUGGAGAUUUUUGCCAUCUUGGCUUCAAGCUUCGGAGAGCACAGUCCUCAGGGGCUUCAGUCCUCCACGCCCAGCUGUGAGCUACAGGAGCAGCAGGAGAGGAGCCAGGAGUGA
Molecule: messenger RNA, 3156 nt
Organism: Lepisosteus oculatus (spotted gar)
Lineage: Eukaryota; Metazoa; Chordata; Actinopteri; Semionotiformes; Lepisosteidae
Source: RefSeq, a predicted model, not a curated record